UCUACACGCGGGAAAAGAAUAUCGCGAAGAAGUAUGUUUAUGGCUAGUUAACUUAUUAUACAGCCUUGUAUAGUCUAACUGCUGAUAAUACCUCCUUUGCAAGUUGUGUGGGUUGGAUUAAGGCGUGUCCCUAUCGUAUGUAUAUAACGGUUAUGCUAAAUGCUGUUCGAGUCCUGGUCGGAUGAAGACUGAAGUCGGGUCACUCCUUUUGUGUUAUCAGCAGUUUUACAUUCACCGGCAGUUGGAGCGCUUUCACAAUGGCAGAACCCUCAACUGAAACGAUAUUUAACAAACCAAAGAUUGAGCUUCAUGUGCAUCUCGAUGGCGCUAUCCGAGCAGAGACCAUUCUGGACGUUGCCAAGCGACGUGGGAUCAAACUGAACGCCAGCAGUGGGAAGGAGAUGAAACAUCUCUGCACAGUCUACCAGCCUGUCAAGAUGUUUGCAGAGUUUCUUGCCAAGUUUGAAGAGUACAUGCCUGUCAUUGCCGGAGACAAAGAGGCGAUCAGGAGGAUAGCCUAUGAGUUUGUGGAGGACAAAUCCAAAGAGGGGGUGAUUUACGUUGAAGUAAGAUACAGCCCACACCUCCUGGCUAACACUGAUGUGGAACCCAUACCAUGGAAGCAAGAAAAAGGUGACGUGAGCCCAGACGAUGUUGUUCAACUUGUGAAUCAGGGUCUGGCCGAGGGAGAAAAGGACUUCAAUAUCAAAGCCAGGUCCAUUCUGUGCUGCAUGCGCCACAUGCCAAACUGGUCCAUGAAAGUGGUGGAGCUGUGUAAGAAGUACAAGGAGGACGGAGUGGUGGGUAUUGAUCUGGCAGGGGAUGAGACCAUCAACGUUAGGGACCAGUCCUGCCACAGGUUGGCCUAUGAGGAAGCGGUGAGGUGUGGGAUACACAGAACAGUCCAUGCCGGAGAGAUGGGCCCGCCUUCUGUUGUGAAAGAAGCUGUGGAGGUCCUGAAAGCAGAGAGAAUAGGCCAUGGCUACAACACACUGAAAGACCAAGUGUUGUAUAAACAACUCCGGGAGCAGAACAUGCAUUUUGAGACCUGUCCCAUAUCCAGUAAACUGACAGGAGCCUGUGAUCCCGACUUUACCAAGCACCCUCUUGUCACCUUCAGAAAGGAUAAGGUAAACUACUCCCUGAACACAGAUGACCCUUUGAUUUUCAACUCCCAACUACACGUUGACUACAGAACUGCACACGAGUACAUGGGCUUCACUGAGGAGGAAUUUAAGAGACUGAACAUCAACUCAGCUAAAUCUAGCUUCUUGCCUGAGAAGGAGAAGAAGGAUCUUGUCAACAAGCUGUAUGAAGCCUAUGAGAUGGUGCAAAACGCUGAGAACGCUUAAAUUAAGUACGGAUCAGAACUGCCCGGAGGCAACCAUCUUGUACUCUUUUAUUCCCCUCACUUAUUAUUCUUGAGGUUCUAUGCUAUGCUCUUAUGUAUACAUAUAUUUAGCUGGCUAUGAACACAUUAAUAUACUACUACGUGUGUGUGUGUGUGUGUGUGUGUGUAUA
This is a messenger RNA of Esox lucius (northern pike), 1521 nucleotides long. RefSeq names its product adenosine deaminase (gene ada). The record is from RefSeq and is a predicted model, not a curated record. Lineage: Eukaryota; Metazoa; Chordata; Actinopteri; Esociformes; Esocidae. Gene Ontology annotation, biological process: purine ribonucleoside monophosphate biosynthetic process; hypoxanthine salvage; inosine biosynthetic process. Gene Ontology annotation, molecular function: adenosine deaminase activity. The coding region runs from base 258 to 1352 and encodes 364 amino acids. The transcript has 11 exons. Gene Ontology annotation, cellular component: external side of plasma membrane; cytosol.